UCGGUACCUAGGUACUAUCUCCGUGCCUCAUCAAAGUACGUAUCGUCAUCACGUGACUGCCGAAAUUCCGCGACUUUUUCGAGCCCACUGCGGCCCCCGGCAACCGCAAAGUACCUCCGACAGGAAACACGCUCGCGACCGUUCCAACGUGAUCCGCUCGCCAGUGGGCUUCGACACGCUACCAACCAACCCCCUCCUCCGGGCUUCUACAACGCGAGACUUUUUACAAUGCAACCUCAGUAUCGCAACUUCGCGCAGCAGCAGGUGCCGCAGCGAUCUCCGCAUGCGCAAAAUCAACGACGCGGUGGUAUAGGUCCAAUGAUGUCCUCAGGCCCCCAUCCCUCGGCCCCCUUGUCCCAGGCACAGAUGGCACAGCAACAACAGGCGCAGGCGCACGCAAACGAGCUGGCGAAGCGCCGCAGCCGCAAACCUACGGACAAAAAUAUGCCCGACGGCGUUGAGGACAGCAUCGUCGACCCCGACAGCGUCCAGCGAUACAAAGACCUUAGAGAGAUAGAGCGGGUGCUAGAUGCUACGACGACGCGAAAGCGACUGGAUAUCUCCGAAGGCGUGAAUCGGAGCCACAAUAAGCUCAAGAAGACGCUAAGGAUAUGGAUCACGAAUACUGUCGAGGAUCAGGUCUGGCAAGGCAACGGGCUGAACGUCGACGCGUUCGAUUUCACUCCGAACAUGGAGGCUUCCUACAGGGUCAAGAUCGAGGGCCGUUUGCUCGAUAACAAUGACGAAACCGAGGAAGAACGCUUUGCACCGGAACCGGGCUCGGCUGUCCAGGACAGCACUGACCAAAUGGACCAUGAUUCGGACAAAAAGAAACGGGACUCGGCGACCGCCAAUGCGGUCAAGCACCGGUUUUCGCAUUUCUUCAAGACAAUCACUGUCGAUUUUGACCGCUCGAGGUUUCGAAACGGUGCCGAACAAACGGUCGAAUGGAAGAAGCCAGAGACUGGCCCCAAGUCCCACCCCUCUGGUGCUUCCUCCCCAGCCACGGACUUCGAUGAGCUUGUUUUCAAACGAAAUGGGGACGAAAACACAAACAUUACCAUCAACCUCUUUCGGCAAGAAUUGCCAGAGCGAUUUUUGCUCAGCCCAGAGUUGGCGGAAGUUGUUGACAUGUCUGAGGCGACGCAACAAGAAGCAGUCAUGGCGCUGUGGGAGUACAUCCGGUUCUGGGGUCUUCAGGAAGACGAAGAGAAGCGCAACUUUCGCUGCGACGAGCUUCUGAAAAAGGUUGUUGGUCGGGGAGACGUCGGUUAUAUUCCCAUGCUCAACGAAUACGUCACCCAGCACCUUCGAACCUUACCCCCAAUAAGCUUGCCCUACACGAUCCGAGUAGACGAGGAGUUCCACCGAGAUCCGCAGCCGACGAUCUACGACGUGCAAGUUCUUGUAGACGACCCGCUACGUGGUGAACUCCAGCCGCUGAUUAAUAACGCCAAGUACGCCACCAUGCUGAAGGACGUCAGCGCUUUAGACGAGCAGCUGGCGAAGCUCAUCCAGAACAUAUCCGAGUCCAAGGCCAAGCACUCGUUUUUCACCGCUCUAAGCGACGAUCCCGCGUCCUUUGUCAGGAACUGGCUUAGCUCCCAGAAUCGCGACUUGGAAAUCAUCAUGGGUGAAGCAUCCCGAGGUACGGGCGAAGCUAUUCACGGCGAUGAGUGGCGAAGAAGCGGCACCGGGAGCGUGUGGGCGACCCCAAAUGCGCGAGAGAGCGUCAAUGUCUUGUUGGCGCGACAGCGGUAAGUCAUGUCAGGCUUCAGACCAUAUAUGUCGGGCUUGGCGGAUCUUGUGGCAGAAGCGACGAGAGGAUAGCAUUGAGGACAGUUUGUUUCACGGGUUGGCGCACUUGAUUAGGAUGAGGCGUUGACAUUCCUAGAGUAGGACAGGGCAUUUGAUUCAAUCCGAUAAGGACUGGGAAUUCUGAGGCACAUCAUGAAUUUAGACCUCGACUGGACCCAUCGCUUUUCCUCUCAACCUGCAAAUGAUGCACGCACUGCAGCCCACCUCGGGGCAUACGGGGGCUCUGACGCAGUCGGCAGUUCAGGAACGAUUGACCUCCGAACAUUCGGGCUGAAACUUGUUCAUUAUCGGAGG
This is a messenger RNA of Purpureocillium takamizusanense, 2112 nucleotides long. RefSeq names its product Non-specific serine/threonine protein kinase (gene ssr3). Gene Ontology annotation, biological process: regulation of transcription by RNA polymerase II. Gene Ontology annotation, cellular component: SWI/SNF complex; nucleus. The transcript is spliced from 4 exons. The record is from RefSeq and is a predicted model, not a curated record. NCBI's taxonomy places the organism in Eukaryota, Fungi, Ascomycota, Sordariomycetes, Hypocreales, Ophiocordycipitaceae. Bases 229 to 1761 code for a protein of 510 amino acids.